GUAAAGGACAGACGUAUCCAAAUCCUCGCAUGGACUUGUUACGUUUCAAAGUAACACGCUUUCUCUGAAUGGACUUUUUAUUACGUGUGAAAUUGUCUUUAUUACAACCACAAGACACCUAGAAACAGGUCUUUCUGCCCCAGUGAUUGUGUGUGAGAAGAGGCGGGCGUUAUUGUGGAAUUAUUCUAUUGUUUUCUGCUGAAGUCUUUUACGUGGAUCAUUGUUAAUGGGAAUUCUAAUGAGCACGAGCCUUAUAUAAAGUCAACCUUGACCAUCUACUGCGCUAUGGAUGGAGAAUAAGAGUUUCGCGUCGUGCGCAUUUGGAGUUGUAGCCGGACUUUAUUUGGAGAUCCUGCACUUGUACACUUGCAGGGAAGGUUGCAGAUGCACCGAGGAGCCCUAUAUCCAUCGUUUGGAGUAUUGCUGAUGCGCCAAACAUCUCAAGUGUGGGCUGUUCUGUAUCUAUUUUGAGUUUGGGCUCGAAUUGUUGGCCGCGCGCGUACUUUUUUACGGUUUCCGCUUUUAUCGGUUUUUAGAUUUGACGCUGUAAUAUUAUGACUGACUUUCACUUAUGGUCUCUUUGCUGUCCAAAUGGACCUAGCGCGGGUCUGCGUUCCUCAAAGCGGCUCUUAAUGUGGCUGUGAAGCAUGAGGGAUAUUCCAAACUCUUAAAAUGGCUCAAACAAACGCGCAACAUGGUGACAUCUUCUGGCCUGAGCCCAUCUGAUCUCGUUUUCGGCUGAUCUGUCAGGUUUAGUGUGACCAUGGUCUCCUCCGGCUGCGCUCUGAUGGUUCUGAUGGUCACUCAGGUGUUCUUUGGAGACUCCAGGGGACUCGUUCCUCGGGUCGGUCGCUCCUCGCUUUCACCGGACGUCUUGCAUGCGUUUGAACUUCAGCUUCUGAACAUGUUUGGACUCAAACACAGACCCGUUCCCAGCAGGUCUGCGGUGGUUCCGCAAUACAUGCAGGACUUGUACUCGAUGCACUCGGCGAACUCGGAGCAGAGCACCGGCAGUCGAGCCAAAGUGUCCGCGGGGAAAACGGCCGAAAGGUCCGCCAGUCGCGCGAACACCAUCAGGAGUUUCCACCACGAUGAGUCCGCGGAAGAACUGUCCCGUUCCAACGGAAAAACAACUCAACGCUUUCUCUUCAACGUGAGCUCGGUCCCCAGCGAGGAGUUCGUCACAUCGGCCGAGCUGCGGAUAUUUCGAGAGCAGGUGAUAACGUCUCCAGCCAACGGUGGCACGGGACACCACCGAAUCAACAUUCUUGAAAUCAUCGAACCUUCCGGGACCUUAAAAGAGCCCAUCACCAGACUCCUGGACACCAGGCUGGUUCAGGACAGCUUGAGUAAGUGGGAGAGUUUCGACGUGAGUCCCGCCGUCCUGAGGUGGACCGCAGACGGACAGCCUAACCGCGGCCUGGCGGUGGAAGUGGUUCACCCAGACGGCGUGCAGGAGGACUCCAAACGGCACGUCCGCGUCAGCCGGUCCCUGCACGACAGGGAGGACACGUGGCCCCAAAUAAGGCCGCUGAUGGUGACCUACAGCCACGACGGGAAGGGCAAUGUGCUUCACUCCAGAGAGAAACGGCUGGUACGGACGAACAAACAGAGGAAAAAACACAAAGCUAACUGCAGGAGACACUCGCUCUACGUGGACUUCAGCGACGUGGGCUGGAACGACUGGAUAGUCGCCCCACCGGGUUACCACGCGUUUUACUGUCAGGGGGAGUGCCCGUUCCCUCUGGCGGACCACCUGAACUCCACCAACCACGCCAUCGUACAGACGCUGGUGAACUCAGUGAACAACAACAUUCCCCGGGCAUGCUGCGUGCCCACGGACCUGAGCCCCGUUUCGCUCCUCUACCUGGACGAGUACGAGCGAGUGAUCUUAAAAAACUACCAGGACAUGGUGGUGGAGGGCUGCGGCUGUCGCUGACUUUACAGACGCUUUUGGUUGCCCAGUACUCGACUUUAUUUAUAAUAAAGUAAAACGCAUAUUUUGGAGAAGCAUAUACAGAUAUAUUUAUGUUCACUAUUGGGAAAAAUAAAUAUUUUAAUCAGAGUCGAA
This is a messenger RNA of Triplophysa dalaica, 2071 nucleotides long. RefSeq names its product bone morphogenetic protein 2a (gene bmp2a). Gene Ontology annotation, cellular component: extracellular region. The transcript has 2 exons. NCBI's taxonomy places the organism in Eukaryota, Metazoa, Chordata, Actinopteri, Cypriniformes, Nemacheilidae. Bases 764 to 1939 code for a protein of 391 amino acids. The record is from RefSeq and is a predicted model, not a curated record. Gene Ontology annotation, biological process: BMP signaling pathway; negative regulation of transcription by RNA polymerase II; SMAD protein signal transduction. Gene Ontology annotation, molecular function: growth factor activity; cytokine activity; BMP receptor binding.